UUGUCCUCUACCUAACCUCAUGGAAAAGGCUAAGAAGGAAAGUUGAGUGGUAGCUGAAAAAUAGUUACACCAGCCCACCUCUCUUUAUACAUUCGUGUAUUUAUAUACAGAGAGAGAGGCAGGCCAGGUGAGAAGAGAGAGAGGCUGGGAAUAGAAAGAUGAGUACAGAAGUUGUGAUGGUUGAUGAAGUCCCCUUUUCACUUGGGGUCACAAUUGUCAAGCCAUUGUCUGUGUUUGGUCAUGGAAUUACAGACAUUGAGAUACAUUACCUCCAAAUUAAAUUCACUGCAAUUGGAGUUUACUUGGAUCCUGAAAUUGUGACACACUUACAGCAAUGGAAGGGUAAAACUGGAACUGAUCUAGCAGAGGAUGACGACUUCUUUGAGGCUUUAAUUAGAGCCCCAGUGGAUAAGUUUGUAAGAGUGGUUGUGAUCAAGGAGAUCAAGGGUUCACAGUAUGGAGUGCAGCUAGAGAGUGCGGUAAGAGACCGGUUGGCAGCUGUUGAUAAAUACGAGGAUGAGGAGGAAGCAGCACUCGAGCAAGUAGUCGAGUUCUUCCAGUCGAAAUAUUUCAAGAAAAAUUCAGUCCUUACAUUUUACUUCCCAGCUACUUCUGGAUCUGCUGAGAUUGUAUUUGCAGCAGAGGGAAAAGAAGAAUCUAAACUCAAAGUAGAGAAUGCAAAUGUUGUUGAGAUGAUACAGAAAUGGUACUUGGGAGGAACCAGGGGAGUCUCUCCUGCAACUAUCUCCUCAUUAGCCACUGCUCUAUCUGCCGAGUUAUCAAAGUGAAUGUAACUUUUAAUGUUCAGAAUUUGGAUUGCUUGUUCUAAAUCGUGAUUGGUUAUUAAACCUAGAAUUUAUCGUACAUUAUGUUUUUUCAUAUCUCCAGGCAUGCUCGCAAAAUAAUUUCUUUUGGGAUUUCAUUCUUCCAAUUAUUGAAACUCAAAUACUUUCCCACUUUUUAUUAUUAUUAUUAUGAUUAGAUCAAGGUAAUUUUCAUUGU
Messenger RNA from Olea europaea var. sylvestris, 1002 nucleotides. Its product is annotated as probable chalcone--flavonone isomerase 3. Gene Ontology annotation, molecular function: intramolecular lyase activity. Bases 159 to 788 code for a protein of 209 amino acids. NCBI's taxonomy places the organism in Eukaryota, Viridiplantae, Streptophyta, Magnoliopsida, Lamiales, Oleaceae. The record is from RefSeq and is a predicted model, not a curated record. The transcript has 5 exons.